Messenger RNA from Folsomia candida, 1517 nucleotides. RefSeq lists its product as uncharacterized. The transcript is spliced from 2 exons. NCBI's taxonomy places the organism in Eukaryota, Metazoa, Arthropoda, Collembola, Entomobryomorpha, Isotomidae. Bases 181 to 1416 code for a protein of 411 amino acids. The record is from RefSeq and is a predicted model, not a curated record.
GGUCACAAUAAUUAAAUUAGACAGUCCUACGAUCAGACAUAUCUAAAUAUAUACAUAUGAGCAAGAUAUUUAAGUUGGAAGAAUCCUCUCAAAAUAUUUCAUUUAAUGCUCUACCCUCUCUAACUUAUCAUCUUGCUACUUAACAAUAUUUCAAAAAUUCUCAAAAUUCCCCAAAACAAGAUGAUUACUCCCCUUUUAGCUGCCGCUUUAAAAGUUUAUGCCAUACAGUUCGACCUCUUUAACACGAUUCCAAUUCGUUACGAUAUUUCGACCCAGUGCUUCGUCACAGUCAAAGGAGUGCGGCGCCUCUUCUCGUUCUACGUUCGACUCGCGGUGGUCGCAAUAUCUGGGAUGCACUACAUGGCGCGAUUGCUCUACAUGAUCCUGUCAUCGAAGGAGCACUACUUUGCGAUGGAAGAAGCCCAGGAUCCUUUGUGGAUUCUCUUUUGUCGCAUUCUUAUCCUCAUUUUCUCCUUGUUCACGGCUUUCAUGAAGCUGUGCAUUCUAGUUUAUGACGAUGACAUCGUGAUCGGAUGGAGGAAUUGCCUUAUAAUGAAGAAAGUCACCACGAAACUCCCCGGCGUCAAAAAGCCUCCAAAGAUGUCUGCCUAUCUGGAAGCCGUCUUACUCGUCUCAUUCGUCUUUAUUCCACUCGGUGGCCCAUUCAUCACCAUGUUCGGAGUUUACUACCACCUCGACCCACUCUAUUUUCCCAGCCAAUCCUUCUACGCUUACAUGUGGCCGACAAACUAUCCCCCGAAAUUCGGUUCAUGGUCGCAAAUCUACAUCCUUCUGAUUCGCAUUUACAUCACUCACAUCGUCACAACGACCUCUAUGCACUUAUUCCUUGCCCCCGUCCUUAUCCUUGUAAUCAUCUCUGUUAACACGAAACAUUCGCUGAGUUGCAUUUCCCAGGUGCAAAAUCCGCAAAUAUUUCUCCAAAUUUACACAGAAUUCUAUCUCGCAUCGGUGACAUUUGAGUACGACUUAAUCAUGCCGGUACUUGCUUCACUCAUGUUGGCGGGAUUAGUUUUAGGGAUCAUGUCAAAUUUUUGCACCAUCGCGCUCUACUCGCACAUCGCGAUGCCGUACUAUUUAUGCUUUCCAAUCUUGGGCGUAUUUAUAGCGAUUGUGGUUCAUGUUACAAUGCCCGUUGGUGCGAACGUGUAUGAGGACAGCUUAAAACUGCUGGGGGAAAGGGAAAAGGUAUUCGCAGAGAUGGCCGUGGUCGGGUUCGGGACUAGUAAGAAGGGAAAAAUAUGGGCGAAAAAAUGUGCAUCCUUACGACCAAUUUCUGUAAGUGCGGGGUUAUUAGGCUGCAAUUUUUUCACGUUAAAAAGCUCCACAAGAACGGUGUUCUACACGGAGUAUGUGCAAAAAAGUAUCGAUGCGUUGCUUUCCAUUAAAGUGCACUAGAUUUAUCCUGACGUAUUGACCAUCCUGUGCAAUCAUAUUUCUAAAUGUAGGAAUUGAAGAGGUCCAAUUUGGUUGAUUGAUAUGCAUGCUGUGUCAAUCUA